Pseudo-nitzschia multistriata is the source of this 1265-nucleotide messenger RNA. The record is from the annotation of a GenBank genome assembly. NCBI's taxonomy places the organism in Eukaryota, Bacillariophyta, Bacillariophyceae, Bacillariales, Bacillariaceae.
CACUUGCAGGUCGAUUGAAAACAGAACACCACAUCAAAAAAGACGAACAGUCUAAGUGAACACGUGAUACGCCCAUUACUUGCCUCCAAUCGUUGCUAGCCCAUGACUCGAAUUGAUACUCGUAGCUACCCAACGAAUGUCGAAUUCAAAGAAAGACGUACCAAGAGUACGUCGUCUUGCCAAACAACUUUAUCGACAAGCACUGCCUCGCCGCUGCGCGUUGACCCCGUAGAUUCUCAAGAACAAGAUUUUUUCAGGAGCAUUCGAGAGAGAGCGAAGAAAGCGUCUUAUAGCCUCGGAAGUAACACACGGGCAAUGGAUCCACCGGAGACAAAGAAAGACGAAACUACGGGUAAUGCCGAAGCUGYCAACCGCGAUGCAGCCGUUGAGGCGGAAAUUCUGAAAGAAAUUGCAAGGCUCGAGGCCGAGGCAGAAAAGAAGAGAAAAGCUGCCGAGCUUGCAAUUGAAAAUGCCAAGUCAGUCCUGAAAGAGGCAGAUAGCGAUGACGACAGCAAGGAAGCCAAGGCAAACAAUGGCACUGUGAGUGCUAUUGCGCAGAUGAUCGCGAUUGCGGACCAGGAACUCUCUGUCGAGAAUGAGGCAAAAGAUGAUAGAGUUAGCGGUGAGGAGAAAAGAGAAGGAAAUGUGUGUGAAAAAGGAGAUAGAAAACAAUUGAUCACCAUCGUAAGUCCCCCCAGCAUCAAACGGCAGUUUCCUGCUCCUGCUUCCGAUGCAAACAGAAUCACCAACUACUUCAAGCGAAAUAAUGAAGGGGAAAACAGCAGAAAAGAGGAAGGCGAGGCCAAAUCGGACGAAGCAGACGAGAUCGACCAGCAGGUGGAGGCAUCAAUCUCCAUGCUCACCACCGAUGACGAUGCCGACAAGGGUACUUCUGGCCUCGAGGAAACCCUGGAAACACUGGAAUCCAAGAUCGCGGAAUGCACCUACGUGCUUUCGGAUCCGAAUGCCAGCGUUGAAGAACAGACAGAAGCUGCGCAAUUGAUGGUGCAGUAUGCAAGAACGGCGAAAGCCAUCACGAAGGUUCUUCAGAACGAAAAAUAAUACGAACCAUGUAUGGAACCAGUGUGCCCAUACGCUCUAGUUCGAAGUCUAAUUUUUGUUGGAAGCAAAGCGGAAGCAACUCUUUGUAGGAUCGGCCACGGAAACGGCGUUACUGCGAGGCAUUUCGGACGCGSUAAAAGUGGUAUUAGUAUAUUGUAAUUGCACAAUCUCUAGCUAUAUGGUUAUAAAUAAUAUUGUACAAG